Messenger RNA from Zingiber officinale, 2734 nucleotides. RefSeq names its product beta-amylase 1, chloroplastic-like. The transcript has 4 exons. The record is from RefSeq and is a predicted model, not a curated record. The coding region runs from base 110 to 1801 and encodes 563 amino acids. Gene Ontology annotation, molecular function: beta-amylase activity. Lineage: Eukaryota; Viridiplantae; Streptophyta; Magnoliopsida; Zingiberales; Zingiberaceae. Gene Ontology annotation, biological process: polysaccharide catabolic process.
GACGCGCGGCGAGACGGAGAUCGGCCGUCUGCGGCUAUAAAUUCCACCGGCCUUCGCUGGUGUUCUUCAUCGUUGUGGAUCGAAUUCGAUAGACGGAAUUGAAUAAAAAAUGGCGUUCAAUUUGGCUCAUCAGGUUGGGAGUCUGUGCGGAUCGCCGAUGGUGAUGGUGGAGCCUGGAUCGGCGGCCCGGGCGGAUCCCCAAACGGCGCCGGCGACGGUCUGGAAGCCCCAGGCGGUGGACCGACGCUUCCGGAUCCAGAUCGGGGUCGGGCAGGCGGAGAUGGAGACGGCGCCGCAGACGUGCCAUGCCCGAUCCCUGGCUCUGCCGGAUCUGUCGGCGGCGAGCGAUGCGCCGGCGGCGGAAGUGAGGGAGCACCUCGGCGGGGGAGGAGGAGGCGCGGUGAAGGGGGUGCCGGUGUUCGUGAUGAUGCCGCUGGACACGGUGCGGCCCGGCGGGGGGCUGAACCGGAAGAAGGCGAUGAACGCGAGCCUGAUGGCGCUGAAGAACGCCGGGGUGGAGGGGGUGAUGGUGGACGUGUGGUGGGGGAUGGUGGAGAAGGAGCGGCCCGGGGAGUACGACUGGCGAGGCUACGACGAGUUCAUGGAGAUGGCCGCCCGGAUCGGGCUCAAGGUCCAGGCCGUCAUGUCCUUCCACCAGUGCGGCGGCAACGUCGGCGACUCCGUCACGAUACCUCUGCCGCGAUGGGUUCUGGAGGAAAUGGACAAGGAUCCAGACCUGGCGUACACCGACCAGUGGGGUCGCCGGAAUCCCGAGUACCUCUCCCUCGGCUGCGACGCCCUCCCCGUCCUCAAGGGCCGCACCCCCGUCCAGUGCUACGCCGACUUCAUGCGCGCCUUUCGCCACCGCUUCUCCGAUCUGCUCGGCUCCACCAUCGUCGAGAUUCAAGUGGGAAUGGGUCCCGCCGGCGAGUUGAGGUACCCAUCGUACCCCGAGGGCGACGGCACCUGGAAGUUCCCCGGCAUCGGAGCAUUCCAAUGCUACGAUAAGUACAUGUUGAGCAAUCUGAAGGCGGCGGCAGAGAAGGUAGGGAAGGCGGAGUGGGGCAACGGUGGGCCUGCGGACGCCGGUGGCUACAAAAACUGGCCGGAAGACACCGCCUUCUUCCGCCGGGAAGGCGGGUGGAAUGGACCCUACGGGGAGUUCUUCCUCUCGUGGUACUCCCAAAUGCUCCUCGAUCACGGCGAGCGCAUCGUCUCCUCUGCUACUUCGAUCUUCGACGACCUCGCCGGCGUCAAGAUCUCCGUCAAGGUGGCCGGCAUCCACUGGCACUACGGCACCCGAUCCCACGCCCCCGAGCUCACCGCCGGGUACUACAACACCCGGUACCGCGACGGUUACCUCCCCAUCGCCCGCAUGCUGGGCCGGCACGGCGCCGUGUUCAACUUCACGUGCGUGGAGAUGCGCGACGGCGAGCAGCCCAGCGAGGCGGAGUGCAAGCCAGAGGAGCUCGUCGGGCAGGUGGCCGCGGCGGCGCGGGAGGCUGGCGUGGAGCUCGCGGGGGAGAACGCGCUACCGCGGUACGACGAGACGGCGCACGAGCAGAUAGUGAGGGCCGCGGCCUGCGGGCAGGAGAAGAUGGGGGCCUUCACGUACCUGCGAAUGGGGCCGGAUCUGUUCGAGCCGGACAACUGGCGGAGGUUCGUGGCGUUCGUGAAGAUCAUGGCGGAGAGCGGCGGAGGCUCGGCGGAGCACUGCCGUGAGAUGGCGGAGAGGGAGGAGGAGCUCUCGGUCCACGUGCCGCUCGUACAGGAGGCUGCCGCAACGCUCACGUGCGCUUAAAUAUUUAAAAGAAUUCUUUCCAAAAGAAUAUAAAACAAAAGAAUAUAUAUAUAUAUAUAUACAGAGAGCUUAUGCUACGGUGCUUCUCUUGCGGUUCCGUGCGGUGAAGGCGUCGUGGCGAUUCCACGUCACCCGUGUGAGAGGUAAGUUGCGUAAAAGGUGAGAGAAAAAAAAAUCACGCAACCCUCAUUCCUCUCCUCUUCCUCUCCCAAGCCCUAGCAGAAGCGCCACUCAACUAUUCGCACAUUGCCUCUCUCGCCCUGAGCCCCUCUCCUCUCGCUCUCCGCGAGCCUUAAUGGAAGUGCUGCUCAACCCUUCGCACAUCGCCUCUCUCGCCGCUAGCUCUCACUCGCUAGCCGCGGGCUCUCCCUUCGCACAUCGCCUUUCUCGUCGCGAGCUCUCCCUCGCCAGUUGAGAGCUCUCCUUUCGCACAUCGCCUCUCUCCCCUGCGUCGAGCCCUCUCCUGCUGCGACCUCUCCCUUGCCACCUACGAGCUCUCCCUUCGUACAUCGCCUCUCUCGCCUUAAGCAUAAACACUCUGUCGUGAUUAGCCACUGAUCUCUAUUCUCGCCUAUGCGAGCUCUCCCUACGCUGCGAUCAACCCUCAACACCAAAAAUCACAGCUGGCAGUCUCUUGCCCGAAAUUUUUUUUAGGGUUUUUGCCGAUAAAAGCUCCCUUUUUCUAUUUAAUGUUGAUUUUUGAACUGUUCCCAACAAAUAAUGAAGUCGUUAAUGAUGUGAAUGGAUAUUCUGACCAAUGCCGCAUAUUUACUCCUAUACUUCAUCGCAUUUCUCAGCAAAUGAAGUCAUUAAUGAUGUGAAUGGGUAUUCUGACCAAUGUAGUGUCUUUGAUUGAGAAUGGGAAACCGGAGCUUUACUUAUAGCUGAUAUAAGGACCUUUACCUUCUAAUGCCUAAGUAAAAUCCCAAGCAA